This is a messenger RNA of Plasmodium coatneyi, 1530 nucleotides long. Its product is annotated as 4-diphosphocytidyl-2c-methyl-D-erythritol kinase (CMK). Bases 1 to 1530 code for a protein of 509 amino acids. Gene Ontology annotation, molecular function: 4-(cytidine 5'-diphospho)-2-C-methyl-D-erythritol kinase activity. NCBI's taxonomy places the organism in Eukaryota, Apicomplexa, Aconoidasida, Haemosporida, Plasmodiidae. The transcript has a single exon. The record is from RefSeq and is a predicted model, not a curated record.
AUGAAAUAUUAUUUCAAAGUGAAAGGUGUACUACUUCUAUUGGUGUGUUUGCUUCAUACAACUGUAGAAUCAAAAAAUGUUUUGGCUGAUAAAAGGCAAAUUGUGAGAAAAAGGUACAAGCAGUUGAGAGGGGUGUCUUUGCAUUUCCUUCACUCCACUCCAUGUAACAACGUCGCUAGUGAGAAACAUGCUAUAGGAAGGGUAUGGUCGUCUACCAAAUUGUGCAACCGUGCAAAAUGCAGCAGGAAGAAGCACAUAAUGAACAUCAAAUCGGGUGGAGGUAGUCUCCAAUCUGAUAGUGAGGAUGCAUUCCAAAGGGGAAACAUCAUAUGCAAUAAAAAAAUGAAGUUAAUAAUUCAACAACUGAAUAGAAGCAAGUGGUACGAUUUUAAAUGUUUUUCCCCAGCGAAGGUUAAUUUAUUUUUAAGACUAAAAGAGAGGAAGGAGACCCACAAUGAAUUAUCAACUCUGAUGCAUACGAUAAAUUUAGGCGAUGAUAUUUUUGUAACUGCUUUGAGUAAGGAUGAUCAGAGGAAAUUAACAGAGCUGCUAUAUCCGUGUCAGUCUGGCGAUUUCUUAACCAUAGAGAAGGAGGAAGAGUACGAGGGGGAGAACAAAAAUGAGGAAAUGAACCAAGCAGGGAAAGACGAAGACAGGAGGUAUUACUACAACCAUUACCCACUAAAUGACGAUAACAUAAUUGCAAAGGUGUUGAGACGAUACAGAGAAGAACUAGACAUACGGGAUGACGUCAAAUUUUUAGUUCAUAUAGUGAAGCGCAUUCCCAUUUUUAGUGGGGUAGGUGGAGGAUCGUCUAAUGGAGCUUCCGUUUUUCACUUCUUGGAAGAAUAUUAUUACAAAUACUUAAAAACGAAUCAUUUAAGGAACGAAUUUUUAAAAACAAUAGGCAGUGACAUAUCCUUUUUUAGAAGCUCCGGUUUUGCCUACUGUACUGGCAAGGGCAAUGAUGUCAUCGAUUUAAGUGAUGCCCAGGCAACAAUUUCGGGGCGUAGAAUAUAUAUUUUUCAAAUAGGCGAAGGAUUGUCCUCUAAGUUGGUCUAUCAGAAUGUUGACUAUAACCAGAUAGUUCAGUAUAACCCUAUCACCUUGUUGAAACAGUUCCUAGUUAGCACAGAGAGGUGUAAUAGCCUCAAACAGGUAGAAGAAGCGGAGAGCAGUUAUUUGAAGCAGUUCGUGCCGCUGGACGGGAAAUCUCAAACAAACAGUUUUAUAAACGACUUGGAACACUCUGCGUUUAUUUUGCUUAAUAAGGUGAAAUGUUUGAAGGACCUCCUCUUGAAUCAAAACAUUUUCGAUGCUGUAACGAUGAGUGGAAGUGGCUCAUCGUUAUUUGCACUCACAAAAAAGAAUAUGAGUUUAGACGAGGAGAAGAUGCACGUAAAAAAAUUGAUAAAGCAAGUUCAGGAAAAGUUGGGUAUACCUGUAAAGGUCUAUUUGUGUAGCGCUUUAAGGAAGACUGAUGAUGACCUGUGGUAUAAGCCGGGCGAAUUCGCGGAGAGGCUGUCCUAG